CUUCCUUAGUACUGAUAGUAGUCGAGGUUGUUACUGUAUGGACGUCUCACCACAUUAAACAGCUGUAACGAGAUUAAGUUUAUUUUCAGAUCGCAUAUCGAUAGUACGCAACACAACUGUGAUGCAGCGACUACCUGCAGAUACUGAAUGAAAGCAAUCUGAUUCUGAAGCGAAUCGAUCCCGAUGAAGUAAAUUACACACUUCAAAUCUAAAUGCUAGGACCAGGAACACUGACUGUUAUUUUUCUUGUAACACUAAAGGCUACAGAAGUGGUUUAUGGAACUGCUGUACCCCAACAACCAUGUGAUGUCCACUUUAAAUCCUUUAACCUGAAGAAUGUCUUGCAUUGGAGUCCAGGGAAAGGAAACAACAAUGGAACUCACUAUACAGUUCAAUACAUAAUUUAUGGUGGGGAGAAAGACGUCUGGCAUGAUCAAAAGCAGUGUACAAAUAUCACUAGAACGUGGUGUGACCUUUCCAAAGAGACCAGUGACUUAGAUGAAGAAUACUAUGCAAGAGUCAAGGCAGUCUUAAAUGACAUUUCUUCGAACUGGACAGAAUCUACAAGGUUUGAUCCAAAAUUGCACACCAAAAUUGGGCCCCCAUCAUUGAAAGUCAGAGCUGGUGAAAGAUCCAUUUUUAUCCGAUUAAGUGGUCCAAAGAAAUGGCAGUUUGAUAACAAAACCAAAGCGAAGUCAAUGGCUAAAUAUUACAAAAACCUGCAAUACAAUGUGUCUCUGUACAAUGAUAAAACUAAACAGUUGUUGUACUUCCAACUGAAAAACAACUCACAAACCCUUGACAAGUUAGACCACAAUACACGGUACUGUGUGUCUGCCAGGACAAAGGUAAAUGGGCAAAACAGUGAACCUUCCACAGAGCAGUGUGUGACCACACCAAAGGAUACCUCUUCAGAAUGGUUGGUCUUCAUCAUGUUUAGAUGUAUUUUGCCUUCCGUGGUUGCUUUCUUUCUUAUCAUUGUGAUUUUAUAUCUUAUUUACCGAUAUGUGUUUGGCAACUAUCCAAAAACACCCAAAAACCUGUUGCUGCAGAACAAUUGUGAGUCGAAGGCAAAGGUCAUCUUUGUUCCUUAUGACAACUUAAAAGUAAAUAUUAUUGCCUUUAGUGCUAUCGACAACUCCACUUUGAAUCCAGGGGGCGAAACUCAGCACAUCAAAUAUGGCUCUGCCUAUGUAAUCCAAUCCACCAGUGAGUCUCAACCUGCGAAGCACUUGGGCUAUGCAUCCCACCUAGAAAAACAUUUGUUAGCUAAAGAUCCUGAAACUUUGGCAAGCAAUGAAGGUCAACAAAACGAUCCCCCCAAUUACAGGAGACACACAGGAAUGAGGCCACUGAGUGAAGAUUAUGGAUAUGGAACUGUUCUGAAGGUUCUGUCAUCCUUCGAACAGCACGACCAGCUGUCAGAAAACAAAGACUUAAUGAGGUCUGCUUCCAUUGGGGUCAGUCAAAAAGCAGCAUUUAACCCAGGCUUUGAAACCCACCUGAUCAGUGAAGAGGAAGCUGUGCAACCACAGGUUCAUUUAUAUAUUCAAGCACAGAUGAGAAAAGGACAAGCACAGGGCAGUGAGGGGAGCCAUUGUCAACAGUUUGACAAGGACACAAAGCUGAGUCUAUGCUGGGAUUUCCCAGAGGAGGCUGGACAAGGAGAAGGAACCAUUCUUGUGGACUGGGAUCCCGAGAGUCGUACGCUGCACAUGCCCAUCCUUCAUGAACUGGAAAAUGAAGUACCGGUAGUUGACACUGAAAAGGCAGAAUGUUGUGUGGAGGAAAAGACUAGCCUUUUGCCCACUGUGUACUUGAGGCAGUCUUCAGGAGAGUCUUCUGACAAUGAAGACACCUACCUGACAAGAUUAGUUAAAAACUGGGGCUUGCAUGUACAAAUGGAAGAAUAAGUUGUCUGCAGUUUGCUUAUUUGUUCAACACAGACCUAAAAUGUGUAAUUGUAAGAAACAUGGCAUUGCCCUGAGGCCUUAAACAAUAUAUUGUAUUUACUGUAUAUAGGAACCUGAUCUCACCAGACUGUAAACCCCAGAACACAAUUGAUAUAUUCAAUACUUGUAAUAAGAGAGGCACUUUGAAUAGGCAGUCACCUUAGGACCAGGUAAUGUAGGUUUUACUGUGUUUCAGGAAAUACAUAAAAUAUGACCUUUUGUUUUUAUUAUAAAAAAGUAAAGUCUUACCUAAGCUGUUACAUCUUAAUGGUGCUUUGUGAAUGUUAUUAAAUUACUGAUACACUUCCAUGAAAAGGAAAUAACCCAACAGGUGAUAAUCAUGCAUGUCCAAGUACUGGACGAAUGAAGGACUCCUUUUUCACCUUAUUGAGAUGAAAAGUAGUGUAUAUAGUCAAAUAUAAUUGUAUGUUCAAGAAAACAUCUCACUUUUAUUAGUAAUGGGACACCAUUCAGAACAUGAGACUGGCAUUCGAUGCUGCUGUAGUUCGGCAGGUCGAGUGAGCAAUGUUGUAGAAUUCGGUAAAAAAACUGCAACAUUAUUGGUUAAUAUAUCUUGUCUAUGCUUCAUUUAAGCAAGUACCAUAGGUAGGUAUUACACAGGAUUACUUUUUACUUGCAGGGUAUUGCUAAAUGGCAAUUAAUAUAAGCAUUAUUUGUAUGCAUUUGACAAACUGUUCUACUUAAUUUACCAUGAUGAAACGAGGCAGAUUGUUUUAUUACAAUUAAUGCACAUAGUAUGUAAGCUGUAAUUAUAUGUGACAUAAUACGUUAUAAGUAAAUUACAUAGUACUUAAUGUUUAUUUACAGAAAAUCCUGAAUUAAAACCUACAGGAAUUUUACGGGAAAUAUUAAGAUAAAGUUAAGACUGGGGUAUUAAACCAGCAGCUUAGCUUUCUUUACUGCAAUGCUUUUGUGACAUACUACAAAUGGUACAGAUGAAGGCCAUGUAAUCUUAUCUUUAGUGCUGGUUUAGUUUCUUCAAGGGUGUUUUGGCUAUUGUGCGUGACCUUUCAUUUACUGGUAGGAUGUUAAUGAAAUACAUUUUUUAUUUGGUAUAUAUGUUACAGUGAAUGUGUGAAAUCAGUGAUUGUAUAGAAUUGCAAGUGAAUGUAUACAGUCACUAAAAUUGGCCAGUGGAUGUGUUACAUAUUGAGAAAAUUCAAACAUUUUAUACAUUCACUAGGGAUUGUAUCGAAUCACUGGUAGUGCAUGCGUAGAUGCCAUUUUUUUUUUUACAAUUACAAAUUCUAUCAACAUUUUACAUGCAUUUAUAGUUGUAAUUUUAUAGUUACAUUUAUAACUGCAUACUAAUUUUUGGGACAAUAUUAUAAUUUUUGCUUUUUCUAUUCUAUGGACAUUUUACAUGCACCUAUCGUUUAUUACAUUAUAAUUUGUUUGAAGAUUAAGUUGUU
Acipenser ruthenus (sterlet) is the source of this 3385-nucleotide messenger RNA. RefSeq names its product interleukin-20 receptor subunit alpha-like. NCBI's taxonomy places the organism in Eukaryota, Metazoa, Chordata, Actinopteri, Acipenseriformes, Acipenseridae. The record is from RefSeq and is a predicted model, not a curated record. Gene Ontology annotation, molecular function: protein binding. Bases 213 to 1913 code for a protein of 566 amino acids. The transcript is spliced from 7 exons.